AUGAAGUCUCUUCUGAAGUUUGGAAGGAGGCCAAGUGUGAAGCAGCGAUGUAUUGCAGAGCAAAAGAGGCGGAAGCUGAGAGCCACCAAGAAGAUCAGCAUCUUUAUCGGCUCCUUCCUUGUCUGCUUUGCUCCCUACGUGAUCACCAGGUUAGCGGAGCUCCUCCCCUUUGUGGACGUUAACCGUCGCUGGGGCAUCAUCAGCAAGUGCCUGACGUACAGCAAGGCCGCCUCAGACCCCUUCGCCUACUCCCUCUGGCGCCAGCAGUACAAGAAGGUAGCGCUCCGCGUAUUCAACCGCCUGCUCCGUCGCAACCUCCCGUCAUCGGACCAAAACAGCUCGCUGGAUACGGAGAGCGAUUAUUGCCUGCAGAGGGUCAGCUAGCAUCCCGUGGCUGCAUGGCGGUAAAAUAAAAACAAACCCUUAGUGGGUGGCGAGGUGUUCGUGGGAGUCGGCCAAGGCCAGACUGAUGGCAUCGAAAGGGCGAGGCAGCUUUAGAAAACAAGGGAGGGUGAGUCUUUGGCCGCUCUGAUGAUGAAUCUAUUCCAUCAGACAAGUUAUGGGAUGGUUCUCCAAGUUUUUGGACUUUCGGGACCACCAAUUCUGGAAGCUCUUAUUUGGAAUCAACGGUCUGUAGCUUUCCGAGAAAGACUUAAGGUUCGUCGGCUGGCUUUUUAGUCACUGUCCAGUCCAAAAUUCUCAUGAACAGUAGCUGUCUUGUGAUGUUUUCAUAGGAUCUGAUAUCUGCUCCAAAUUGGACAUUUUUAAAUAGUGUUUAAACUCUGCUCCAACCCCCCCAAAAAAGGAUAGUGCACAUAUUUUACCCCAAAAACCGUGGUUUUGUGUUUUGAUGUCAUUUUGAUUAGUAAUCAGAAUACUUAAAAAAAAUAUAUAGCAAAUAUAACUGAUUUAUAAACACACCAAUUUGAAAUGAUCAUGAUUAUCAUCGUUGUCUUUUUGCAUGCAUUUUCAUUUUAUUUAUGAUUUUAUAAAGAAAAAUACAUCAAAACAUGCUUUUUUAAAAUUCCUUCAGGGUCAUUGACUGGCUUUUAUGCCACUGUUCGGUUAAAAAUGUUAACUAAGGGCAUAAUAAUGUUAUUAUGGUUCUUUGUUGAUAUUGUUUUAGUAAAUAUUUUGAUUAUAGUAAGGAUUAUGUCAAUAAAACCUACCAAAGUGCUUAUAUAAUAGUGUAUAUAUAUACAGUCCCUUAAAAGAAGGCCAUUCAAAUCAAAUCAAAUCAACUUUAUUUAUAAAGCACAUUUAAAAUUUACCAAAGGGUAGCCAAAGUGCUGUACAAUAGGCAGGUUAAAAGAUAACACAAGAAAAAACGAGCAAACCAAACAUAACAAAACAGAGCACCAUUUAUAAAAAACAAAACAAAAAAAAACAACAACAAAAACAUAGAAACAGGUUCACAGCAGGUGCAUUAUGGGAUGCCAUAGCUACAGCCAAGGCUAAGUUGAAUGUAUAUGGUGUAUCAUCAGGAAACCCCCACAAAAUAUCCUCCAGGUCAGUUGGCCAGCUUUUUAGUCACGGUUUGUUUUAAAAGUUGGAAUAUUAGGUCAGUUAUUAUGCUUUUUGGUAUUUUUGUCUUGUUCAGGGCAUUAAUAAUGCCCUGUAAUUCAAAACUGUUGU
Molecule: messenger RNA, 1635 nt
Organism: Nerophis ophidion (straightnose pipefish)
Lineage: Eukaryota; Metazoa; Chordata; Actinopteri; Syngnathiformes; Syngnathidae
Product: G-protein coupled receptor 78-like
Exons: 3
Coding region: 1-384 (127 amino acids)
Biological process (GO): adenylate cyclase-activating G protein-coupled receptor signaling pathway
Cellular component (GO): membrane
Molecular function (GO): G protein-coupled receptor activity
Source: RefSeq, a predicted model, not a curated record